Tremella mesenterica DSM 1558 is the source of this 1635-nucleotide messenger RNA. RefSeq lists its product as uncharacterized. The record is from RefSeq and is a predicted model, not a curated record. Gene Ontology annotation, biological process: glutathione catabolic process. Gene Ontology annotation, cellular component: plasma membrane. The coding region runs from base 1 to 1635 and encodes 544 amino acids. NCBI's taxonomy places the organism in Eukaryota, Fungi, Basidiomycota, Tremellomycetes, Tremellales, Tremellaceae. Gene Ontology annotation, molecular function: glutathione gamma-glutamate hydrolase. The transcript has 9 exons.
AUGGUGGUUAAGGGAGGAGCGAUUUGCUCUGAACAUUCCAUCGCUUCUGAGAUCGGUAAAAACAUUUUCGCUCAAGGUGGAAAUGCAGUAGACGCAAUAAUCGCUACUUCUCUCUCUGUGGGAGUAUUGAAUCCUUUUAAUUCGGAUAUUGGUGGUGGUGGUUUCGCUUUACUUCGUUUACCUAAUGGAGAACAUACAGUUUUAGAUUUCCGACAUGUAUCGCCUGCCGCAGCGACAAGUGAAAUGUAUAGAAAUGGAGCAUCAACUUCUAUAGGAGGUACAUCAGUUUGUGUUCCAGGAGAAAUAGCUGGUUUUGAAGAAUUACAUCAAAAAUAUGGACAAUUGGAAUGGGAAAAAGUUUUGGAACCGGUCAUCAAAUUAUGUGAGGGUUAUCAAAUGGGUGGGGAUUUAUAUCGUUACCUCUCUCAAGCUCUAGACCCUUUAACACCAACCACAUUAUCUGGAUGGUUAUCCCGACCUGAACAUUCCGACCUAGCUGAAAUCUUUUUCCAAGAUGAUCAACUUUUAUCUCCCGGAUCAAUCCUCCGACGACCUAUCUUAGGUCAAACCCUUCGUAAGAUUGCGGAACGAGGUUCAGAUGUGUUUUAUAAUGGUGAGAUAGGACAAGAGAUCGUGAGAUGUGUUAGGGGUUCAGGAGGUUUAAUGAUUCUUUCUGACUUAUCAAGUAAAAAAGCUUUGAAAGGGAAAUACAGAAAAUGGGACGUUUAUUCGAUACCUGCUCCAGGAAGCGGGGCGGUGUUUCUUUCUGCUCUAGGAGUCUUGGGAAGUUUUCCUUCAGAUCGAACAGAGGGAAAGAAGGAAGACGCUCAUAGGAUGGUGGAAGUUCAAAAGUUGGCCUACGCUCAAAGGACAUUGUUGGGAGACCCCGAUUUUGUACCCUCGGCAGAAAAACUGCAACGAGAUUGGUUAUCCCCCGAGGGAAUUCAAAAAAGAGCGAAUAAGAUCGAUAAGAAGGCUCAUGAAAUGGAAUAUUAUCUUCCUGAGACUGUCGAGAUCAAAAAUGAUCAUGGAACCUCUCAUAUCAUCACGGCGGACUCGACGGGAUUGAUAGUCAGUUUAACCACUACUAUCGGUCAUGUUUUCGGUAGUAGGGUAGUUGCGGCUGGGAUGGUACUGAAUGAUUCCAUGGACGACUUUUCAGUAGAGGGAAGGGUGAAUUCUUCUGGAUACACACCGUCUCCUGCGAAUUACGUCCAGCCUGGUAAACGCUCUCUGAGCUCCAUGUGUCCGUAUAUCGUGGAACUUGAUGGAAAGGCCGUACUUGCCGGAGGAUGUGCAGGAGGAAGUACGAUCAUUUCCACCAACAUACAAAUCGUCCGAAACGUAUUGGAAUAUGGCAUGAGUCCAGACCAAGCUUUAGCAGCAGGUAGAAUACAUAGUCAACUCCAACCCUCCGCCACGGAAUUGGAACGGUCUAGUGAUAGGAGGGGGGACCGAUUGCUGGGUAUAUCAGAAGAUGUCGCGGCGGAUCUGGAAGGUAGAGGUCACGAGGUCGUGUGGGCUCAAUCCAGAAGUGUGGCCUGCACACUCGGGUUUGACUUGGAAAGUGACUGGACGACGGGCUGUGAACCUCGACGAGAGGAUUCGGGAGGAGCUAUUUAUGUUGCUAGUUGA